AUGGCUGUCACUCCCGCAUUGCUCGCCGUGCUGGCAGCUCUUGCGCCAACGGCGUUGGCGCAAAACAACCAAAGCUAUGUGGACUACAACACUCAGGGCAACCCUGAUCUCUACCCCGACACUAUGGCCAAAAUUGAUUACGCCUUCCCCGACUGCGCCACUGGUCCGCUCAGCGAAACCAUCGUCUGUGACACCACUGCGAGACCCCACGACAGAGCCGCCGCUCUGAUCUCCAUGUUCACCUUCGAAGAGCUAGUGAACAGCACCGGCAACCAAAUGCCCGCCAUCCCUCGACUUGGCCUUCCUCCCUACCAGGUUUGGAGUGAAUCUCUCCAUGGAGUGGCACGAGCCAAUCUUACCGAGGAGGGAGACUACAGCUGGACAACCUCCUUCCCGUCUCCCAUCCUGACCAUGGCUGCUCUGAACCGCACCCUGGUCAACCAAAUCGCUGGCAUCAUUUCGACUCAGGCCAGAGCACUCAACAACGGUGGUCGUUUCGGCCUCGAUGUCUACUCUCCCAACAUCAAUGCCUUCCGCCACCCCGUCUGGGGCCGUGGACAGGAAACUCCGGGCGAGGAUCCUUACCUUUGCUCAAUCUACGGAUACGAGUACAUCACCGGCAUUCAGGGUGGCGUCGACCCCGAGCACCUGAAGAUCGCUGCGACGGCAAAGCACUACGCUGGCUAUGACAUCGAGAACUGGCGCAACCACUCAAGACUGGGCAACGAUCUGACCAUCAGUUCCUACGAUCUCGCCAGCUACUUCACCCCCAUGUUUGUGACUGCUGUGAGAGAUGCCAGAGUUCACAGUGUGAUGUCCUCGUACAACGCCGUCAACGGCGUUCCCUCAUCGGCAAACACUUUCCUGCUCCAGACUUUGCUCCGCGACACCUGGGACUUUGUCCAGGAUGGCUAUGUUUCUUCUGAUUGCGACGCUGCGUACAAUGUUUUCAACCCCCAUGAGUAUGCCUCCACUCCCUCCCUCGCAGCUGCCAAGAGCAUCCGGGCUGGAACCGACAUCGAUUGUGGUGCAACCUACCAGCUCUACCUGAACCAGUCAAUUACCCAGAACGAAAUUUCCCGCGGUGAAAUUGAGCGUGCAGUCACUCGUUUCUACUCCAACCUUGUCAGCUUGGGAUACUUCGAUGGCAACAGCAGCGUCUACCGUGACAUUGAUUGGUCCGACGUUGUUGAGACUGAUGCUUGGAACAUCGCGCACGAAGCUGCCGUGGAAGGCAUUGUUCUCCUCAAGAACGACGGCACCCUGCCCCUGUCAAAGAAGACCAAGAGUGUUGCAUUGAUCGGACCCUGGGCAAACGCCACCACUGCCAUGCAGGGCAACUACUUCAGCACCGCCCCCUACCUCAUCAGCCCGCUUGCUGCCUUCCAGGAUUCGGAUCUUGAUGUCAACUACGCUUUCGGCACCAACAUCUCCUCGGACUCUACCGCUGGUUUCGAAGCUGCCAUCAAGGCUGCCAAGAAAUCCGAUGUCAUCGUCUUUGCCGGUGGUAUUGACAACACCAUCGAGGAAGAAGGCAUGGACCGCGAAGAGAUCAACUGGCCCGGCAACCAGCUUCAGCUGAUCGAGGAACUGAGCAAGCUCGGCAAGCCCUUGGUCGUUCUGCAGAUGGGUGGUGGCCAAGUCGACUCCUCGUCGCUCAAGCACAGCAAGAAGGUCAACUCCAUCGUCUGGGGUGGUUACCCUGGACAGUCCGGCGGUCUUGCCAUUCUGGAUAUCCUCACCGGAAAGCGUGCCCCUGCUGGCCGUCUGACUACCACCCAAUACCCUGCCGAGUAUGCUCAGCAAUUCCCUGUGACUGACAUGAGCCUGCGUCCCAAUGGCAGCAACCCUGGCCAGACCUACAUGUGGUACACCGGCAAGCCAGUGUACGAGUUCGGCCACGGUCUGUUCUACACUACCUUCAAGGCAUCUCUCGCUGCCUCUCACGGCCACAAGAAGGCAUCCUACGACAUUGGAGAGCUUCUCUCCCGCUCGCACACUGGAUACAACGCCGGUGAGCUGAUGCCUUUCAUGAACUACACCGUUGAUGUCAAGAACACCGGCAAGGUCACAUCUGACUACACUGCCAUGGCCUUUGUCAACACCAAGGCCGGACCCAGCCCUCACCCCAACAAGUGGCUGGUCAACUUCGAUCGCCUCGGUGCUGUUGAGCCCCACUCCACCCGGACCAUGACCAUGCCCAUCUCCUUGGACAACCUGGCUCGCACUGAUGAGGAUGGCAACCGCGUUGUCUACCCUGGCAAGUACGAGCUUGCCCUGAACAAUGAGCGGGAUGCUGUUCUGUCGUUCACUUUGACCGGCGACGCUACCACUAUUGCCCUCUGGCCCAAGGAGGAGCAGCUUAUCCUUCCUUCUUAA
Molecule: messenger RNA, 2379 nt
Organism: Penicillium bovifimosum
Lineage: Eukaryota; Fungi; Ascomycota; Eurotiomycetes; Eurotiales; Aspergillaceae
Gene: xlnD
Product: beta-xylosidase XylA
Exons: 1
Coding region: 1-2379 (792 amino acids)
Biological process (GO): arabinan catabolic process; xylan catabolic process
Cellular component (GO): plant-type cell wall
Molecular function (GO): alpha-L-arabinofuranosidase activity; xylan 1,4-beta-xylosidase activity
Source: RefSeq, a predicted model, not a curated record